AUGUCGAAAACUCAAUUCACUACAACUCAAGAUGAGUUGUUAGUUGAAGAAGUCAGCAAAAACCGUGUGCUGUAUGACAGUUCACACGAGAAACAUAAAGAUGUGAAUUAUAAGGAUGCAAUUUGGAACAAUAUUUCUACCGUUGUUGGGCAAUGUACUGAAGAUUGCAAAAAACGUUGGCGGAAUAUACGCGAUACUUAUAUGAGACAUAAAAAAAAACUUGGAACUGGGUCGUCAGCAUUGUCAAAAAAGAAAUGGGCUUUGGCUGACAAUUUAACAUUCUUGAACACCGUAGAAUACGAAAGAAAUACAACGACAAAUGUUAAUGCGAAUGUUACAACAACAAUUAAUGAUAACGCAAAUGAUAACGCAAAUGAUAAUGCAAAUGGUUCUUUAAUGGAUACCUUAAGUGAAGAAAGUAGUGAGUUAUUUGAAGAAGACACUGAAAAAUCCACUAAAGACCCAAAUUCUAAUGAACUUCAAAACCCAAACAAAAAAUUUAAAUCUAAGUACAACAAGACAGAUUUUUCAAAACGUCAAUUGGAAAGAGCCGUUAUUAUUCAAAAUUUACAAAAACAAAAUGAAACGAUUUUAAAUAAAGUGACAAACAAUGACGAAACCGAUUUAUUUUUCCAAAGUAUUGCGGCAAUGGUGAAAAAACUACCUCCUAGAGGCAUAAGCUAG
This is a messenger RNA of Macrosiphum euphorbiae (potato aphid), 684 nucleotides long. NCBI's taxonomy places the organism in Eukaryota, Metazoa, Arthropoda, Insecta, Hemiptera, Aphididae. The record is from the annotation of a GenBank genome assembly.